Messenger RNA from Haliotis rubra (blacklip abalone), 2167 nucleotides. RefSeq lists its product as uncharacterized. The transcript is spliced from 8 exons. The coding region runs from base 132 to 2117 and encodes 661 amino acids. Lineage: Eukaryota; Metazoa; Mollusca; Gastropoda; Lepetellida; Haliotidae. The record is from RefSeq and is a predicted model, not a curated record.
CGAUAAGGUCUACAGACUGGGUGGAAUUGUGGAACCAACUGGUGGUUAUCUCUUAAUGGACGUCUUUAGAUUGAACAACGUUAUAUAAGACCACUGAGCUUGGUCAGAGUAGUUGGACCAGCGAUUCAACAAUGAUACGCUACGCCAGUUUCGUGUUGCUGGUCUUGGCUGAGUGUGUGUACGCGCGCGUACACAUCACCACCACAACCACACCCUUCCCACGUGGGAACCUCCAGGUGAGGAUGGAUAACUUCAAGGUCAAGAUGGAGGCCAUGCUUCAGCAGAUGAUACAACAGCAGCUCUACGUGGAGGAAAGGAUCCGCUCUGACGGGCAGUCCGGCAUCAAACAGAUCAGACAAUACCACGACGGCCCGAGACCCUAUGAUUCGGAGUCGCACACAUACAAAACUGCUUUUGCUGUACACGACCACGCUAACUAUGACCGCACCGUAGGAAUGGGAGAAGUCAACAUGGUCAUGAACGGUGUUGAGUUCAGAACGAGGCACAACGACUAUAAACUGCGCAUGCCCAGUAGGAAAUCUGCUGCCUAUCGGGCAACCGAAGACAUUCCGUUUCCCAGUGUACCACCACAAGUGACGUCAAAGAAGACGCUACCUGAACAGGUGGCGGAAAUGAAAGCAUGGUUCAAAGCCUGGCAAGAUCAGAACCACAGCGUCCGGGACUACCGGAAGUACUUCAAACCCGUCCUGUGUUACAUGGAAGGAGCAUGGACCCAAAACACCACACACAUCCAAGAGCCCUUCAGCAGCGACAGGCACGCCAUCGACGCCACCAGCUGGGAAGACCUUCAAGAAAAGGUCAGGUUCACAACGUACUCGGGGAGCAAGAGCUUCCAGGAGAACUUCGCCUUCCUCCCGACUACAAUCAUGGAAGUGGUAAACGGCCAGCCCGUGUUUGCCCAGUGGAACUAUCGCAUCCUGUGCCAUCCUCUGACUAGAGACCUUCCCUUGAAGUAUCUCAAUCUCCAAGAUGACCUGUCUGCAAGAAUUUCACGAGGUCAGACCAAGAGCCAGUUACUUCACGACCCAGCAGCACGAUUCUCUCUCUUCGAUGGUGAUGAGGGAAGGAACUACACACUGCUGGACGAACUGAUGAGCGAAAUUCCCGGUUUGAACAACUACAAUGCCAAUCUGAAGGAGGACGUCUUUGGCCAACAACUGUAUGACGUCUCAGACAACGCCCCAAUGAACACAGCUAACUACCACCGGUGGUACAAGGUUGGGAAAGGUGGAGCUAAAGAACAGCUGAUGCAUCGCGGCUUCUCCGAUAUGAGCCUGUUUGUGGCGCAGACCACCCAGUCUGAGAUAUCCCCCAUGAAAGUGGAGCAGUGCACAGUGAACCCUGUCUCUAAACACAAGACGUGCCAGUCCUGGUCUCGGCGCUACUCCUACGCCGUUCCCCUUGAGGUGAUCUACCUGACCCCCGUUUUGAGCUGGAACCCUUUCAACUUGGACUUCUGGUCAAAGGGUUCCCAAGGGCCCAACAAGCAAAGGGUGGGAGGCAACACGCCCCAAACGGCAUACAACGGCUCCAGCUACCACGCCUACUACCGUACUCCUCCGACGUUGUUCUCGGGCCAAGGGGUGUCAUUGAAUCAUGCCAGCAUUGUUGGGGUACUGGACAAACACGGAAAGGUGCAGCAAGUGGCGGCUUCGGGGCCAAGGGUCCUGCUCCCCAAUAUCCCGGGGAUGGGAAAGAUCAGGAUGCGGUACCCCAUCGCUCCCAUCCAUGGGGAGGGGUCUGGCGUCUGGAAGGAACUUGACGCUCUCAAGGACAUGAUGAUGGACAUCGAGAAGUACAAAGGACUGUUUGAGGAACCUCCAACCAUGGACGGCAGCCAUACGGGAAUGUUACAUCUGAGAACAGGCGUUGCAACCAAGACACCCCCAGGUCCACACGUCCACGAAAUCUACGUGUCCCAAGACGUUCAGGCGCAAAUGGCAGGCGGACGUCGCGUAAGGAUGCUGACAAGCAAAGCCCAAGGCCACACCCAUCAGCUUUUAAUAGACGGGAGAAAUCACAAGUACAGCAUUUUUAAUUGUGACGGAAAACCGCGCUGCUGGGACGGCCAUCCUUCCAGUUUAUAUGUUGUGUGAACUGCUUAGCAUCUUGCUGAGGUCCUGAAUAAAGUGCAUGCAAAAACUGA